Messenger RNA from Musa acuminata subsp. malaccensis (wild Malaysian banana), 1662 nucleotides. Its product is annotated as cytochrome b561 and DOMON domain-containing protein At4g12980-like. The record is from RefSeq and is a predicted model, not a curated record. Lineage: Eukaryota; Viridiplantae; Streptophyta; Magnoliopsida; Zingiberales; Musaceae.
UAACUUAACAAAGACGGAUCACCGGAACUGUCCAUCAUCUCCUUCCCAUCUCAAAGUGUCUCGAAGAGUGUCGAAGUACAGGAGAAAGCUCUCCGUUUCAUGGGGGAGGAGCGGAUACAGAUCCCUUGUCUCUUGGGAGAGCACACCAAAUCCAUUCCCCCUUGCCCGAAGCUGCUUUCAUCUCCCCGUGCGCUUUUCCGUGCACCGAUUCCCAUGAAUACUCUUCCAUUCGGAUGUCCCCGCGGCCACAAUACUCUCCCUUCUCUUCUUUAUAUAGUGACCUGUUGCUCCUCCUGUUGCUGGAUUUGGCAUUCCGAACCGUACCGAGUUUUCUUGUUUGCUCGUUACCCCGAUCGCCACCCUUUCAACGGGGACGAGAGACACGAUGACGAGGAAAUGUGGGGUUUUGCAAAGGGCGGCUCUGUGGUUCCGCCUCGCACUCCUCCUCCUUUCUGCUGUUGGUUAUGCCGCGGCCGCCGGCGGGUGCUCGUCCGUGGCCUUCCCCUCGAACCGCCUCUACGCCGCCUGCAGCGACCUCCCUCGCCACUCCUCCUCGAUCCACUGGUCCUACGACUCCGCCGCCGCUACCCUCUCCUUCGCGUUCGUCGCGCCGCCCGCGAAACCGGAAGGGUGGGUGUCGUGGGCGAUCAACCCCACCGCCGACGGCAUGUUGGGGUCCCAGGCCCUGAUCGCUUUCCACCAACCCGACGGGUCGAUGGGGGUGCGUACCUACAACAUCACCGGGUACGCGUCCAUCGCGGAGGGGCCGAUCGACUUCAAUGCGUCGAAUCUGGCGGCGGAGUACUCCGGCGGGGCGAUGCGGCUCUACGGGAAGCUGAAGCUGCCGGCAGGGAUGACGGUGGUGAAGCAGGUGUGGCAGGUGGGGUCGUCGGUGGCGGACGGCGUCCCCCAAAAGCACGGCUUCCAGCCGGAUAAUUUGCAGUCCAAGGGGACGCUGGAUCUCAUCAAGGGAGCCAUCUCCCCAUCCGGAGGUUCCACUAACGUUAAAAAGAACGUACAUGGAGUUCUGAAUGCUGUGAGUUGGGGGAUUAUGCUUCCAAUCGGUGCAAUCAUUGCCAGAUAUCUGAAAACAUUCAAAUCUGCAGACCCUGCAUGGUUUUAUCUCCAUGUAACGUGCCAGAUUGUUGGCUAUGGCGUUGGAGUUGGUGGCUGGGCUAUUGGUCUCAAUCUUGGAAGCAAAUCUAAGGGAAUUCAGUAUACCACUCACCGCAACAUUGGCAUAAUACUUUUCUGUCUUGGCACCUUACAGGUCUUUGCACUGUUUCUGAGGCCGAGCAAGGAUCACAAGUAUAGAUUUAUUUGGAACAUCUAUCAUUACUUGGUGGGAUACACCGUCAUCGUCUUGGGCAUUGUCAACGUCUUCAAAGGCCUGGAGAUAUUGAGCGUCGAUCAUAAAUGGACGAUGGGAUACAUCAUUGCAGUUGCCAUUCUUGGUGGCAUUGCCUUGUUCUUGGAGGUCGUCACUUGGUCCGUCAUUCUCAAGAGGAAGGAUGCUAGAUCCGGUUCUAAUGGUGUGUAGCAUCCACUCUCUGUUGCUUGAUUCAUUUUGUCCUCUCCUCUGUUGUAGAUUAUUAUGUCCGCUGAUUGUACAGUAUUUUGGCAUUUAUAUUUUCAUUUGGGAGGAAUAAUUGUUCAAAACAA